AUGGGCGAUAACGGCAAUCCGAACAUGGCUGCUCAGUUGCAGCAGCUUCAGCAGCAGAUCGAGCAGAUGCGGAAGGCUCAACAAGAUAGAGAACCGCAACCACGUGCUAUUGGAGACAAGGACAAUCCGCAUACCUUCUAUCAAAACCGGUCUGCGAUUGUCCCUCCAAACAACUUUGAGGAGAUAUGCAGCACGACUGGUUCGAAUGGAGUACCGGCUGACUUUCUGAAGUGCAAGCUAUUCCCGUUCUCACUUGCCAACAAAGCAUCUCGCUGGCUGAAGUCAUUACCACCUGGGUCUUUGACUUCAUGGGACCAAGUUAGAGCGCGUUUCUGGACCACUUCUACACGAAGUCCAAGAAUGCAGCUCUGA
Microthlaspi erraticum is the source of this 372-nucleotide messenger RNA. NCBI's taxonomy places the organism in Eukaryota, Viridiplantae, Streptophyta, Magnoliopsida, Brassicales, Brassicaceae. The record is from the annotation of a GenBank genome assembly.